Molecule: messenger RNA, 990 nt
Organism: Aureobasidium namibiae CBS 147.97
Lineage: Eukaryota; Fungi; Ascomycota; Dothideomycetes; Dothideales; Saccotheciaceae
Product: oxidoreductase
Exons: 2
Coding region: 1-990 (329 amino acids)
Source: RefSeq, a predicted model, not a curated record
AUGCCUUCAUACCAUUUUGAUACAAUGAAGAACGUCCCGGACCUGUCCGGAAAGGUCAUCCUCAUCACAGGAGGCACGUCGGGCGUAGGAGCGGAGACAGUCAAACAACUUGUAGUCCACAAUCCAAGCAAAAUAUUCUUUACAGGACGCAAUGCGAAAGCCGCCAAUGCCCUUAUCGGGUCUGCGGAAUUCCUUAAUCCGGAUGUACAAGUUCGAUUCAUCCCUUGCGAUCUUUCGGAUCUGAGCUCUGUUCGUCAAGCGAGCAACCGGAUUGCUGCAAAAGUAGCUCGAAUCGAUUGGUUCUUCUGCAAUGCUGGAGUGAUGGCAAUGCCGGCUGGCCUCAGUAAGGAUGGCUAUGAACAGCAAUUUGCAACAAACCAUCUCGGCCACGCUCUCCUGAUCGACCUUUUGAUGCCGAUCUUGCAAGACACAGCGACGUUACCAGGCUCUGAUGUCCGUAUCAUCAUCACAACUUCACAAGCCGCUAUGACACCAUUAGUACCGAAACGUGGGAUUGACUUUGGAAGCCUCAAGACAGAACAGAAGAUGUUUUCAGGGCGAUGGCGUCGAUACGCGCAAUCCAAGUUGGCGAACAUGUUGUAUGCCAAAGCACUGAACCGGCAGUACCCCUGUAUUACCACUGUGUCCGUCCAUCCAGGGAUCGGGUACACAGGACUUCAAGACAACUUCCCUCUUUUCGACCGGUUCAUCAUGUGGGUUACUACGAUAGGCAAGCGAAGUCCCGUAGACCAACUCGCUUGGAACGGAAUUUGGGCUGCUGCAACUCCAAAAGGCGCAUCGAAGACACAAGUACAAGGCGGAGAGUACUACGAGCCCAUCGGCGUCAAACCAAAACCGACUAGCUAUAGCAACAAUACUGCUUUGGAGAAUAAGCUUUGGGAUUGGACGCAAGGGGAAUUAGGAUCAUGGGAGUCGAGAACAGGGUUGAAGGUACGAGGCUCAAUGUCUUUUUCUUCGCAACACUCAUGA